GAAGGCGGGCGGUUGGUCCGGGAGGUCCGGGAGGUCCGGACCGUGGUCCGCGCGGACGGCCUGAGGCUGCGGCGUGGGGCGUGGGGAGGGAGGCUUCGGGUUCGCUCGGGGCCCGCUCAGGCCGCCCCUCCUCCCCCGCCACCGCGGCGGGGGCCGAGUCGACACCGAAUGGGGGCGCCUCUGGAGGGCCCCGAGCGAACGCGCAGGAAGUGCGGCGUUUUGGGGGGAAGCCGCGCUCGCCGCGGGGUCUCCGUCCUCGUAGGCGCCGAGGCGGCUCGACCGCUUCUCGGAGGCUCUCCUGGAACAAAGCAGCUUCACGGAGGCAGGAAGGACCGGUCCGCAGGCGCAGGAAUCCCGCCGGGAAGAACGCAUCAGAGCCCGUCGGAGCCUCAGAAGAGAAAGACGGAAGAAACGCGGAAAAGAAGCAAGGGGGGGCAGGGCUCCAGGGAUUUCACCGUAUUCAGAUGCUGUACGCCUUCCCAGGUUUUGAUGCUCUUCCGAGUACAACGGAAAAUGAACAAAUCCCAGAAAUGCGCUGGUCUGGGAUCCAUGUCGUUCAAGGACGUGACUGUGGACUUUACCUGGGAUGAGUGGCUACAACUGACAGGCACACAGAGGACGCUGUACCGGGACGUGAUGCUGGAGAACUACAGCCACCUGGUCUCAGUGGGGUGUCGCCUCACCAAACCGGAGGUGAUCUUCAAGUUGGAGCAAGGAGAAGAGCUGUGGCCAUCAAGGGGAGAAUCCCCAGAUCAGGGUGAUCAAGACAGAAGCCAGGAAAACCAAGAUAAAUGUUUGUGGCGAGUUUCACUCAUUAACAAAAAAUCUCUGACUAAGAAGAGAGAUAAUGUUUGCAGAAAAACACCCUGUGAGUAUGACUCAUGUAGAAAGAGUUUGAAAAAUGUUUCAGAAUCCAUUAUUAGUGAUAAAAGUCAUUCAGGUAAGAACUCUGAUGAAAUUACUGCAUGUGAGAAAUUUCUUUUUGAUAAUAAUCAAGAAAAUAUUCCUACUGGGAAGAAAUCUGACGCACAUAGCCAAGACGGGAAAUCCCUCAGUCAGACUCAGGACCUUACUGAGCAACACAAAAUUCAAACUUUGGGACUACUUUUUGAAGAUGAUGAAUGUGGAGAAACCUUCCUUAAUAAGUCAGCCAUCAUUCCACCUACAAGGGCUCAAACAGAAGAGAAAUCCCCUGAUUGUACAGAACAUGGGGGAAAUAUCAGUGAUGAGUCAGCCCGCCAAGUCCUUCAGGAAACUCACACAAGGAAGAGUCACACUGAGGUCAAAGAGUGUGAGAAGUCAGCCCUCUCAAAACAUCAGAAAGUUAACAUGGAGGAGAAAACCCAAGAAUCUAAUGAAAAUGAGAAUAACUUCAGCAAGAAGUCCCAUCUCACUCAACCUCCUGCAACUCACACGGGAGAGAAAACCUUUGAAUGUAGUCACUGUGGGAAGUGUUUUUACCAGGAGUCUCACCUGACUCAGCACCAGAAGAUACACACAGGAGAGAAACCAUGUGAAAGUAAUAAAUGUGGGAAAACUUUUCAGAAAUCACAACCCACAGACCAUCCGGGAUCUCACCCAGGAGAGAAGCCUAAUGAGUGUGACACAGCCCCCGUUCUUGGCCCCUCCUGGUCAGCAGAGGACACAGAAAGGAGGCUGUAUGUGUGCAGUGAGUGCAACAAGUCUUUUCGUCAUAACUCCGCCCUCAAAGUCCAUCAGAGGAUUCACACAGGAGAGAAGCCCUAUCAGUGUACUGAGUGUGGGAAAUCCUUCUACGCAAAAUCAAACUUCAAUCAUCAUCAGAGGACUCACACGGGGGAGAAACCCUAUGAGUGUAAGGAAUGUGGGAAAUCCUUCUGUGUGAAAUCGAACUUAACUAAACAUCAGAAAACACAUACGGGGGAGACACCUUUCAAAUGCAAUGAGUGUGGGAAAAUUUUCUUACAGAAGUCACAGUUUGCUGACCAUCAGAGGACACACACAGGGGAGAGACCCUAUGGAUGUAAUGAAUGUGGGAAAUCCUUCUACUAUAAGUCAGCCCUGCACGUACACCAGGGGAAGCAUACAGAAGAGAAACCCUAUAAAUGUGCAGAUUGUGGGAAGUCCUUCUGCUAUAAAUCAGCCCUGAUUAUCCAUCAAGUAUCUCAUACAGGGAAGAAACCCUAUGAGUGUAAGGAAUGUGGGAAAACCUUCUGUGUGAAAUCAAACCUCACUAAACAUCAGAAAAUUCACACCGGUUUGAAACCUUAUGAAUGUAACGAGUGUGGCAAAGCCUUCUCCAUGAAUUCCAUCCUAAUAGUACGUCAAAGAACCCACACGGGGGAGAAACCCUAUGGAUGCAAUGAAUGCGAGAAGUCCUUCUAUAAAAAAUCAGCCCUCACUAAACAUCAGAAAACGCACACAGGGGAGAAACCACAUGAGUGUGACAAAUGUGGGAAGGCCUUCCAUAUGAAGUCAACCCUCAUCAUACACCAGAGAACUCACACUGGAGAGAAGCCCUUUAAGUGUAAUGAAUGUGAGAAGUCAUUCUAUGUGAAGUCACUUCUUAAUAUUCAUCAGAGAAAUCACACGGGAAAGAAACCCCACGUAUGUAGUGAAUGUGGGAAAGCCUUUUCCAUGAAGUCCAAUCUCAUCGAUCAUCAGAGGACACAUUCGGAAGACAAACCCUAUGAAUGUAACGAAUGUCAGAAGACCUUUCGCCAUAAGUCAACUUUAACUGUACACCAGAGGACUCACACGGGGGAGAAACCCUAUAAAUGUAAUGAAUGUGGGAAAUCCUUCUAUAUGAAAGCCCUCAGUCAACACCAGAGAAUACACACGGGGGAGAAACCUUAUGAAUGUAAGGAAUGUGGGAAAACCUUCUUCCAGAAGUCCCACCUCACUAAACAUCAGCGAACACACACAGGGGAGAAACCCUAUGAGUGUAAGGAAUGUAAAAAAACCUUCUUCCAGAAGUCACAACUCAUUGAACACCAGAGAACACACACUGGGGAGAAGCCCCACGAAUGUGACAAAUGUGGGAAAUCUUUCUGUUAUAAGUCAGCCUUAACCAUACAUCAGAGAACUCACACAGAAGAGAAACCUUAUAAAUGCAAUGAAUGUGAGAAAUCUUUCUGUAUGAAAUCACACCUCACUGUCCAUCAGAGAACUCACACAGGGAAGAACCCCUUUGAAUGUAAGGAAUGUGGGAAAACUUUUUAUGUGAAGUCAAACCUCAUUAAUCAUGAGAGAACUCACACAGGGGAAAAGCCCUAUGAGUGUAAGCGAUGUGGGAAGUCCUUCUGUAUGAAGUCGACGCUCACGGUUCACCAGCGCACACACACGGGGGAGAAGCCCUAUGAAUGUAGCAAAUGUGGGAAGUCCUUCUGCAAGAAAUCGACUCUCACAAAGCAUCAGGUAAUUCACACAAGAGAGAUACCCUAAGAUGCAGCAGAUAUGGAAAGCCCUCCUGAGCGAAGUCAAAUUUUGUCACGAGACAAAAGAACCAAGAGAACCCAGGAGAAACCUUAUGACUGUAAUAAUGUGGAGACCCCCUCCUGUGGAAAUUCAGUCUUUAACUGGCAUCAGAAGACAAGGGGGUGGGGGUUUGUGGGCUCUCUCUGGAAUGAAUGUCGGGGGGGGGUAUCCAUGUCAUACAGUACUAAAUAUCAAAGAACUCAUGUGGAGAGACAGCCCUAACAAUGUCCCGUAUAUUAGCAUCUACCUAUGAAUCUAACCUGUGUCUCAGAGAAAUCAGUCAUGGCGCUAAAAUCACAGAGUGCAACAAAAGUAUAAAAGCAUUUACAGAGUCACAGCUUACUGAUCACCAGGUAAUUGAUGCUGGAGUGGAACUAUAUAAAUGUUUUACAUACAUGAAAGCGUUCAAAGAAAAAAAUCAAACUCUGUAGAAGAAAGGAAUUAAUGUUGAGGGGAAUUCUAUCAAUUUGGAAUAGGUGGAUACAUUGUUUUUUCUGGAGAUAAUGUAGCACUAGAAGUCAUAAUUCUGACGUGGUACCAGAUUUUGAAGAUGCUCAUUGUGGGAGUAUGAGGCCUUUGGAAAAGCACAUGGCAGCAGCUGACAGCAUGAGACACUUGAGGUGCCCAAGUAAGGACGGCUUUGUACACACAUGAUGUAUGUUUGGUUUAUGUAGCAGAUGUUGAAAUUGGUGUCGGUAGGAAGUAUCUCCCCAUGGUUUAGUAAUUAUCAGGACAGAUUUCUCACACUAAAUGCCCCCAGUGUGUUUUUGUAUUUUUAUAGUACAAUAUGCAUUAUAAGUGAUACGUUUGACAAAUUUGAAGUACUAUACCCCAACAGACUGUUAAGGAAAGGGAAGUGCACAACACCAUAUAUCACGCUACAUUCAGUGUAAGAGUCGGGAAGUAACAUGCACACACACACACACACACACACACACACACACACACUCAUUUUUGCAAAGGGAAGUACUAGAAGGAUAAACCGUAAACUAAUAAAAUGAAUUGGAGGCAAGAGUGAACAUGCUAGAGUCAGGGAUGGAAGCAACAUUUCUUUCGUUACACCUUUUUAUGAAAUUUUGACUUUUGAAUAAAUGUAAAAUUAUUUACAUAUUCAAAAAUAGAAAAUAAAAGCAUUCUGAAAUUGAAAACAGAAAUCAUCUUUAUAUCGAAUUGGUAACCGCACAGAGAAAAUAAUUUUUACAAGAAACUUGUGAAUGCAGAAUUAUGACUGUAUGUUUUCAGUGGGAUAUGUUUAAGGACAAAGGCCUGCAAAAAAUUAUAAACAUGGCUCAUUAAUUUUAUUAGUAAUCCUGGUGUUAUUUUGGAUCCAGUUUUUGUAUAUUGUAAGAUAAGGCAAAAAGAAACCAUUGGAGAUACCAGAGCCCAAACCCCCAGUUUAAGAGAAGAGGUGACCAUAAAAACAAGAAUUUGUGUAAACCUUGCCAUAAUGAGAAAUAUGAACUGAAAGUAUUGCUCAUUAUUUUUUAGAAGUUGUCUAUCUCUUAGCUGUGUCCACUGAGGGUCCAGAAGCCAUGGCACUCCCCCACAGAUGAGCAGAUAUGGUGCCAGCAUUUCCCACACAAGGAACCAGGACUCCCCAGAGAGACAGCUGGUUCUAGACCUGGGCCCUGAAGUGUCCAGGAUGAGACUGGGACCUCUUGUGUCAGAAAACAAGGAAAUACUCAAAGAUUAAUGGGGAGAUGUCAGAGGUCCCAGAAGCUAGCCUGCAGGGUUUCUCCUUGGCCAAAUUUGAGGUAAUUUGAUGAUCAAACAGACUGACUAUGACUGAUGGCAACAUUCGAAUAAACAAAAAAGUCUGUCCACAGCAAUACAGAAAAAGAGAAAGGGGCUUGAGCUCAUUUCCACCAUCGGAGACAAAUCUUGCCCAAACGCCUUACUCUGUAAUUAGAAGGAAAGAAUUUCCACCCUGCCCUUUUAGUGGGCACAGUUGUGGAAAGGCUGAUUAUUACAGAAAAGUGUCCACUAAUAAAUGUAGGAGGAAUGAUAGAAUUUGAAAAAUUGCUAAUUUGUAACCCCUAGGGCAUCUAGGCAAAGAUGAUCAGUGGAUGCCAGGAUCAUUUGACACAAAGGAAACUGGGAGUUCGUGCAGUGCCAGAGAAUCUCCCACAGACAUCUUCCUCACUGACCCUGUAAAAGGUAACCUUUACAAUGGAAUGAUUGUUCACCCCCAUUCACCAGGGGUGACAUUGUGUGCCUCUUGCUGAGAUGCAGUGUGAGGUACGUACGUACGUUGCACUGGGGCAUAGUCUUGGCAGGAUAUUUAAUAUGGUUUUAAUCAAGCGUUUAGUCUUUUAGUUUACAGAAAAUAAGAAGAGAGGAACAGCUUCAGUGGAGAAAUCAAUCAGCGAAAUCUGUGGGGCAUUCACCAAGGCAACUGGCCUGAUCUCUAAAAGCCAAUGUCAUUUUUAAAAAGAGAGAAAGGGUCAGGGGGACUCUUUCAAUACAAAGAGACUAACGAGACAUAAUCAGAUGCAGUGCGUGAUCCUUGAUCGGAUCCCCAAAACAUCCAGCUCAAGAAGACAUCCACGUAUGUACUUUGGAGGCCUUGAGAGGAAUUUGAAUGUGGAAUGGUAUUCGGUAAUAUUACAGAAUUAGUUACUCUUCUGAAGUGUGAUAAUGGUGGUUAUGGAUGGGAAUCUUUCUAGGAUGCCAUGCAGAACAGAAGGGUAGGCUGUCAUGAUGUCUGCAGCUUUGAAGUACAUAAGUGCGGCUUAUGUGUACAUAAGUAGAUGAAGCAGAAAGUAGCAAGAUCUUAGUGUUGAAUGUAGUGGUCGGGACACGGGUGUCCACUCUACUUUUCUUAACAGAGCUCUGAGAAAUUUCGUUAAACCUUUUGGAGAAGUACCUCACUACUUAUCUGUUCUCUCACUCUCUUUUUGGCAUUUAUAAAUAGUGAUGCCCAUCGUUACUGAUCUGCUCUUUAAUAAAGAAGGCAAACAAUACCUUAAAAAAAAAGUGUUUGCCUGUCUUGGGUUUAGCUGAUUUAAUAAAAACACAGUCAUUAAGUGUGCAAAGGCAGGGUGCAGCUCUGUUAACAAAACAGAGUGUUUGUUACAAUGAAGACAGGCGUGUGUAGAAAAUACCCUUCUCUUUCCUGCUCCUGACAGUAUUUGGGGUGCCUACAGAUGUACAGCGACAGAGUUCUUGUGUGAGGGACCUGGGGGCCAUGUGCAUAACAGGACGCCAGAGACAGUGUCCUGUCCUUGUCUCCUUCCUCACUCAGUGUCCACACAGCAGGUCGGCAGCUGCUGAGCCCUUCCUCCUCAUGGCAGUGCCUUGGUGUGGCCUGGUUUUCCUCCCUCACCAGAGGCUGUUUGGGGCUGAGAGUCUGACCAAACACUGGCCAACAGGAUGUUUAGGGAAGUAUUUGGGGUGAUUCUUCAUUGAUGAAUCAGGGCAGAAUGGCAUUGUCCAUCUGGAUACCUGUUGAUUGCGUCUUGUGACUCAGGGCUGGAGGUCAGGGUGGUGAGCUGAGGGAGGGCAGAACCGCAGGCAGGGAGCACACGGAUGGUGAAUUCACCAGCUCGGAAGCCGCUCUGUACCCGGAAGGUGAAGGUCGUUCACAUUCCUUACACCUGUUGGACUUGAGACUUUUCUGUUCCUUGGAGCUAUAAAGCAUCCUAAUAUUGUGGAGGUAUACUUUUUUUUUUCAUUUUUAUUAU
Neofelis nebulosa (Clouded leopard) is the source of this 7139-nucleotide messenger RNA. Its product is annotated as zinc finger protein 420-like. NCBI's taxonomy places the organism in Eukaryota, Metazoa, Chordata, Mammalia, Carnivora, Felidae. Gene Ontology annotation, biological process: negative regulation of transcription by RNA polymerase II. Gene Ontology annotation, molecular function: DNA-binding transcription repressor activity, RNA polymerase II-specific. The record is from RefSeq and is a predicted model, not a curated record.